Molecule: messenger RNA, 1068 nt
Organism: Lindgomyces ingoldianus
Lineage: Eukaryota; Fungi; Ascomycota; Dothideomycetes; Pleosporales; Lindgomycetaceae
Product: GroES-like protein
Exons: 3
Coding region: 1-1068 (355 amino acids)
Molecular function (GO): oxidoreductase activity; zinc ion binding
Source: RefSeq, a predicted model, not a curated record
AUGAUGACGACUCCUAUCCCCAAAACUAUGCACGCAUGGCGAAAACACCGAGGAAACAUGGAAGCGGUAUGGGAAGAAAUUCCUGUUCCUUCCGCCCCACCAACCGGCUUCUUGGUUAAACUCAUCGCCUCCGGCGUAUGCCGCAGCGACCACAAUCUACUCACCAAUGAAAAGCAACCGUCCUGGUUUCAGCAGCAGUUUACUCUCGGCCAUGAAGGCUGUGGUACUAUCAUUGAAGUUGGGGACUGCGUUCCAUCUAAUUGCGGCUUCAAGAUCGGCGACGUGAUCGCGCUUUUAUCGGUCCCUGGGUGCGGUCAAGACGACUGUCCUGAAUGUAGUAGGGACUUACCGCAAUUGUGUCAGACAGGGUACCAUUCGGGGAUAGGCCAAGAUGGAUUCUAUGCACCGUAUGCGACGAUUGAUGUUCGCGGUGCGGUGAAGGUUCCGCAAGGAGUCACGCCCUCUCAAGCUGCAGUUGCAACGGACGCCGUGACAACGGCCUAUCAUGCUAUCCAUCGACGAGGUGAGAUUAAGGAAAAUGAAACAGUGUUUUUAUUCGGACUCGGGGGUCUAGGCUUCAACGCUUUGCAGCUAAUUCGAGCAAUCGGGGCCAGAGUUAUUGUGAGCGAUAUUAAGCAGGAGAAUAUGGAUGAGGCGAAGAAACUGGGUGUUCCAGAGCAAGAUUUAGUGCCGGUCGGGAGAUCGGUGAGGAAGUUUGUGGAGGAGAAGGGGUUGGUGGGGAAGAUUGACACUGUGGCGGAUUUUGCAGGGACGCAGGAGACUUUUGAGGAUGCGCAAUAUAUCGUCCGGCAAGCUGGGAAGAUGCUCUGUGUAGGAACCUUGAACCACAAGAACACGGUGCACAUGAAGAUUGGUAUUCGCAAAAGGCUGAGCAUCAUUUUCUCAUACGGCGGGCAAACUCAAGAUCUAGCUAAAGCUCUCGAGCUGAUUCAGCAAGGGGUCUUGAAUCCUCAGGUCGAAGAUGGGAAGCUUUACGAUUUCCCCGCUGUUCUGAAAGCCUUGGAAGCUGGGAAUAUCAAGGGCCGAAUAGCUCUGUUGCAAGGCUAA